Arvicanthis niloticus (Nile rat) is the source of this 2100-nucleotide messenger RNA. RefSeq lists its product as uncharacterized. The record is from RefSeq and is a predicted model, not a curated record. NCBI's taxonomy places the organism in Eukaryota, Metazoa, Chordata, Mammalia, Rodentia, Muridae.
AUGCACACGGCUGUCAAGACAGGCACCAAUAGUAUGUCACUGCUAGAUCUCAUGAUGACCUCUACAGCAAAGGAGCCGGUAGGGUCAUCCAAAACUACAAUUUUAUUUACCUUGGCCACUUCAGCUGAGACACCACAACCAAAUCAAAAUCCACCCUCAUCAACACUGGACAAAGUCAUUGACCCAAAUAAACCUUUACCCAUGACGACCAUGGCAACCACGACCACCAUGGCAACUGUGGAUACCUCGUCACCAACCACAACCAUACUGUGGCUCAGCACAGCCAGAUCUGAGACUCAGGAAAGAGACACUACAUCUGUACCCCCAACCCCAGCGACAAGCCCCACGAUGACAAGCAAGCCACCCGACCCACACCACAGCACAGUCACACAGACACCUUCCCAGCCAGCACAGACGGGCUCUACUGUCAGUGUGACUGAACUCACAACACCAUCACCAGCAAGGCCCAUCACCACUGGAAUGAGGUCAUCAAUGUUACCAAGCCAAGGGGAGGUAGACAUGACCAUGAUGACACCUUCAACGAUGUCACCGUCAAUGACGACAACGACACUUUCAAUGGCAUCAAGUGCUCCAGAGGAUGCCAUCCUGUCAUCUGGAACUGGGAUACCCACCGUGCCUGAGAAGUUAACUCUAACUCCAUCCUCAUCAACACCGGACAAAGUCAUUGACACAAAUAAACCUUUACCCACAACGACCAUAGCAACUAUGGAUACCUCGUCACCAACCACAACCAUGCUGAGGACCACUGUGCUCAGCACAGCCACAUCUGAGACUCAGGAAAGAGACACUACAUUUGGACCCCCAACCCCAGGGACAAGCCCCGUGAUGACAAGCAAACCACCCAACCCACACCACAGCACAGUCACACAGACACCUUCCCAGCCAGCACAGACGGGCACAAGUGUGGGCUCGGGUACAACCCAAUCAUCUGACCACUCUACAACCCUUGUUCUUAGCUCCUCAGAGACAACCAAAUCCUCCACUCUGAUUGGGACCCAAAAAGCAUCCCCCGACUCUAAUCAGAGCAGUGGUCCCGGAGGUGGUAUCUGUGCUUUCGAUGAGUAUCUAGUCAGUACCAGAGGUUGUGUGUGCAAUGACAGCUACUAUUCCCACUUGGAACUAUCCAGAGAGAUAGCGACCCUACGCUGCAGGCCACAGGACAUUGAGGUAUCUCUUUGGAGCUGCUUCCUGAAAACUCGACACUGGGUCCUGAAGCAAGAUACCUUCAAGAAGUGUUUCAGUGUCAAUGCGACAGAAGAGGGUCAUCGGGUCCAGGUCUUUCAGUUGGAGAAGAAGGAGGGAACGUGCGGACUCCACAUCUCUACCAACAGCAGCCACGCCCUGCACUCUUUGGAUGUGCACCUUGAACGGGCUCUCCCUGGCUCCAACAACACUAACUUCAGAGUGCUCCAGUUUAGCUGUGCCUAUCCACUGGUCGUGAACAUCAGCAAGCCUGUCUCCUACCAGGAGGUCUCCAUUCCCUCCAUCCAUGUUCCGAAUACUGGGGAGACUGUCGUUACCCUGAGCAUCUUCACAGAUUCUAAGCUCUCCACUCCACUUAAGAACAGUACAGCGCCUGUUGGCAUGCCUCUCUAUGUGGUCCUCAAGUCCACGGACAGUGAUCCUGACCGGUUUGCCCUGGUGGCUAACCAGAUCUUUGCAAGUACCAACGUUUCCACCACAGAGGCUAAGGCCACUUAUCAUUUUGUGAAGGAGAGCUGCCCAGUCCAGGGCCGGAUGCUCCAGGACUUAAGCAAUGGGGCCUCCAUAUAUGUGAUACUGGCUUUCACUCUCUCACGAUUCUUGAAUAGUGACACACUCUACUUACACGCCCAAGUGACCCUUUGUGACAAGCAAGUGGGACACCCAUGCCAACCGUCUUGUAGUGGGAAGAAUCCCCUGAGGAGAAGUUCACCCUGGGACACUCGAGCUGGGAUGCACAUGGAGCCUAGCGGUGGCAAGUGGAUCGUGUUUGGACCUCUUCGAAUAAGUGAGUCCAGAGCCUCGGGCAGCAGGAACUCGGCAGGAGCCUGGAUAUCCAUCUUUCUCCUGAUCAUGAUUGGCUGGAUCCUGGAAUAA